Molecule: messenger RNA, 1693 nt
Organism: Panicum hallii
Lineage: Eukaryota; Viridiplantae; Streptophyta; Magnoliopsida; Poales; Poaceae
Exons: 1
Coding region: 267-1262 (331 amino acids)
Source: RefSeq, a predicted model, not a curated record
GCCCCCCUCGAUCUCUGCUCCAAAGAAACUUCUCCUCCUCCUCCUCCCACGCCGUUAUCAUCCCCCAAGAUCCCACCUCCCGCGCCCCAAUUCCCGUCGCAGAGCACCGCAUUGGGCGCGCACGUUGUGCCGCCGGGAUAUUGGCCCGGAUCUGACCGGCGAGGAGGCGGCGUCGGCGGGGUCACUUUGGGUGCGCAGCGCGCUGAGAGGAGGCUGCGAAUCUAAGGAGGGCACAGAAGAGGCGGCGGGGGUAGGAGUCGGGAGGAAUGGCGCCGACGCGGGGCGCGGGAGGAGGGGUGCGGCUGCCGCCGAUGAACGCGCUGGAGAUCCUGCGGGAGACGGUGCGCGUGCUGCGCGGGGACCCGCACGCGUUCACGUCCAUCCUGUUCCUGCUGCUCUGCCCGGCUUCCGGGUGCCUCCUCCUGUCGGCGGCGGCGCUGGACGGGACCGUCGUGCUGCCGCUGGCCCGGAGGCUCCUCGUCGCGGCUGCAGCGUCAGGGCUCCCGCUCACGCAUUUCGUCAGGCAGCUGGCGCACCACCUCGCCGCCACGCUUGUGUCUGCCGUCGUCUCGUUCCCGGCGCUACUCACGCUCCUUCUCGGCGCCCGCGCCGCCGUGGCAUACUCCGUGGCCGCCGUGUACGCCGGGAAGCCGCUCGCUGCCGGGGACAUCACCCUCCUCGCGCGCCGCGCGUGGCCGCGCCUCGCCGCCACCUACGCGCUCGGGUGCGCCGCUGUCGCCGCCGGCCUCGUCGCCUUCUUCGCACUCCUCGUCACCGCCUGCUCCACGCUCAAGGCCAUGCUCUACCCGCCUGACAUUGUCGUCUGCGCGGGCCUCUUCACCGUUCUCGCCUACUCCGUGGUGUACGCCCACACCAUCAUUAUCUGCAACCUCGGCGGCGUCAUCGCCGUUCUCGAGGAAGUGGCUGGGGUCAACGCGCUGCGCCGGUCAGUGCAGCUGAUGCGUGGGCAGACCCACGUCGGGCUGCUCAUCUUUCUUGGAUCCACCAUUGGCCUGGCCUUCGUCGAGGGGCUGUUUGAGCACAGAGUGAAGACCCUGAGCUACGGUGAUGGGUCAUCGCGUCUCUGGGAGGGGCCAUUGCUUGUCCUUAUGUACUCUUUCGUGAUGCUGAUCGAUUCGAUGAUGAGCGCGGUGUUCUACUUCACUUGCCGGUCAUCGAGCUUGGAUCUCUUGGAUAAGGAGGGUGCCUCUGUUGAGGAGCUUGAGAUGAUGAGGGCUGACAAUUCAGAUGCUGUCAGGUGAUAAAGAAGAUUGGUUUGUUUCUCACAUGUGUAUCUGUUCAUACUGUCAUAGGGAAAUAAGUGAGAUGGGCAUGGCCAAGAUCCACGCAGAUUGACCAGUGGUAUUGGCGGUUGUCGUGCCAUGGGUAUACACUUCAUGUGUAUGCUUGGCUUGAUUGGUUGACGUCCAUGGUGAAAGGAACAUUUUUGCUUCCAUUUGGAUUCUUCCAUGGUCAGGUAAUGCUGGGUGUGCAAGAGAAGGCUAGAGGGACAUCUUCCAUAGGAUGUGUUCUUGAUCAGACCAAGUUUUGGCAGCGAUUCAAGAGCUGGCAAUGUGUGUAGCAUUCUUUCAAAAUGAUGUAACUAAUAUAUCAAUUUCAUUAUUGUGGAAUUUUUGUCGCCUUACAACAUUUUGGUUAUACUGAAUGAAAUGUCUUCUGUUACUGAGGAAAA